Pteropus alecto (black flying fox) is the source of this 2401-nucleotide messenger RNA. RefSeq names its product isoprenoid synthase domain containing (gene CRPPA). The record is from RefSeq and is a predicted model, not a curated record. The coding region runs from base 341 to 1696 and encodes 451 amino acids. Gene Ontology annotation, cellular component: cytosol. The transcript has 10 exons. NCBI's taxonomy places the organism in Eukaryota, Metazoa, Chordata, Mammalia, Chiroptera, Pteropodidae. Gene Ontology annotation, biological process: isoprenoid biosynthetic process; protein O-linked glycosylation via mannose. Gene Ontology annotation, molecular function: D-ribitol-5-phosphate cytidylyltransferase activity.
GGGGAGGUGGAGGGGAGGGAGUCCUGGACCUCACAGCUUCUAAGUUUAAGGGGACCCUGAGGUAUAUGAGGAGGGCUGACACUUCCACCUGCGGCGCUAGCUGGGCCUGCCAGAGGCAAAGCGACAAGCUGGGAAACAGCCCUCCCGGGGGCGCUGGGCUCAGAGGCCGCAGACGCGCCUGGAGGAAAGAUCGGAAGCCGGAGCGUUCCCUGGGGACCCACAACCGACUGGCCCAUUCCGCCCGGGUGGGAGCCGUCUGCGUGCUCUGCACCCCUGCUGUCGUCCGCCCUCCACCCCGCGAGCCCGGCCAGCGCCGGAGCGAGGGGCGGGCCGCGCCGCCAUGGAGCCCGGGCGGCCGGGCGGCUCCGGGCCCGCGGAGCCGGGGCCUCUCCCGCGUGGUGUGUGCGGCGCGGGCCCGGCGGCCUCGGCCUCCUCCCUGAGCGGGGCCGAGGCCCAGAUCCAGCGCUGCGCACUGGCCGUGGCGGCCGUGCUGCCUGCGGGGGGGAGGGGGGAGAGGAUGGGCGUCCCCACCCCGAAGCAGUUCUGCCCCAUCCUGGAGAGGCCGCUCAUCAGCUACACCCUGCAGGCCCUGGAGAGAUUAUGUUGGAUAAAUGACAUUGUUGUGGCCGUAACGGGAGAGAACAUGGACGCAAUGAAGGGUAUUAUUCAGAGGUACCAGCAUAAACGCAUUUCGCUAGUUGAAGCUGGAGUGACCCGCCACAGGUCAAUAUUCAAUGGACUGAAAGCACUGGCGGAGGGUCAGCCGGACGCUCAGCUCUCCAAGCCGGAAGUAGUGAUUAUCCACGAUGCUGUGAGGCCUUUUGUUGAGGAAGACAUUCUCCUUAAAGUUGUCACAGCUGCUAAGGAACAUGGGGCAGCAGGGGCAGUUCGACCUCUUGUAUCUACUGUCAUCAGUCCAUCUGCUGAUGGUUGCUUAGACCACUCGUUGGAACGUGCCAGGCAUAGAGCAAGUGAAAUGCCACAGGCUUUUCUAUUUGAUGUGAUCUAUGAAGCAUAUCAGCAGUGUAGUGACUAUGACCUGGAAUUUGGAACCGAGUGUUUGCAAUUAGCUCUAAAAUACUGUCACAUUAAAGCCAAACUUGUGGAAGGAUCACCUGAUCUCUGGAAGGUGACCUACAAACAAGAUCUGUAUGCAGCUGAAUCGAUCAUUAAGGAAAGAAUUUCAGAACAGAUUUGCAUAGUUAUGGACACAGAAGAAGAUGAAGCACAUGUAGGUCAUCAUUUUGAAGAGAUGCUAAAAAAUGAAUUAAAUCAUGUAAAAGUCACAUCUGGGUCUCUUUGUCAUCCUGGCAGAGACCUUCAGCAAAUCAUCUUAGAGCAAUGCUACAAUUUUGUUUGUGUAAAUGUUAAGACCUCUGAAUUUGAAGAAACCCAGAAAUUACUGGAUGUGCUUAAAGAGAGUAAUAUUUCCAUUUUGUAUCCUGUUGUUGUUAUUUCAGUGCAUUUUCUUGAUCAUAAAUCAGUACCUAUUGGUCAGGAAAUGGAAAACCUAAUGCAGAUUAGGGAAUUUGCAAAGGAAGUGAAAAAAAGAAAUAUUUUAUUAUGUGGCCUUCUCAUAUAUUAUCCACAGGAGAAGCAGAAACUACAGGACAGUUUAAGGCAAGGUGCCAUUAUUAUUGCCAACUUAAUCAAAGAAAGAAAUUCUGGACUCGUUGGUCAGCUACUGGUAGCAUGAAAAACACAGAGACAAUUACCUCCUGAGUUUUUAGAAAUGUUUACCUAAGUAUCUCUUUUGUGCUUCCUCUCUAUUUUAUGUGGUAGAAUGUUUAAGUUGUUUUAUGUCUUAUGAUUUGUAGAAUAUGAUGCUUGGGUUAUAAAAGUUGAUCAAUGUUUAUAUCUGUGAAAAAAAAUUUACUUUUGUGCAUGUCAAAUUAAAUUGCCUGAACUGGAAAAGAAUAAAGAAGUGGAAGGUAAUCGUCUCAUAAUCUUUUCACAAAGGCAUGAAAGAUCAAAUAGAUAUAAUGAUGAAUGAGCUAAUCCACCAAGGAAUAAGAAUUUAGAAAACUUGAACUAUUAUCUCUGUGUUAAUUAGUAAAUCACACUAUAAUGAAACUAAAUGAGAUUCAGAAUUAUUCUUAAUUCUAAAAUUGUCCUCUACCAUAAGAUAUUGUGUUCUGACUUUUUCAUAUUUUUUUAAAAAAAAGACAAUAGCACGGAACUCUGGUUCAGAUAUCUUCACCACUGGCCUCAUAUUGCUCUAAUCCCUAAUGGAGAUGUAACCUCCUCCUGGUUUUCUGUUGUUUUAAAAUUGGAUGUUUCUGUUUCUUUGGUUUACGAUACAUAAUUUUGACUCAUUUUAAAAGACCUGAUUUUUCUGAAUAAAUUUAAAAGAAGACUUGGAAAGCUUUAUAAAAAUAAAAUUAUUUUGAUCAAUCUUAAA